Callithrix jacchus (white-tufted-ear marmoset) is the source of this 9601-nucleotide messenger RNA. Lineage: Eukaryota; Metazoa; Chordata; Mammalia; Primates; Cebidae. The record is from RefSeq and is a predicted model, not a curated record.
GGCGGCGCGUCACGCUCUCCCCCGCCCCGAGCUGACGAGCCGGCAGGCGGGAGGCGGCGGCUGCUGCUGCUGCAGUGGGGCAGGUGGCGGCGACCGGCGGCGUCAGAGGCGGGGAUUGGCGUUGAAGGCGGAUGACACUUGUUCUGAGGCGGUUUUACACGCAGAGCCUAGCGAUUGCCCGAAUUGGAAGGUCCUGGCUUUCAAGCAUCGGAUUUGGAUUCGGGGAUUUAAUCCAGAGACUGACUACUAUAGCACCUACAGUUGUAUCAAUGACUGGUGAAAGAUAGUGGCAACAGGUAAAGGAGAAGCAGCUCUGACAUUGAAAGAAAAUGAGUAUGCUGAAGCCAAGUGGGCUUAAGGCCCCCACCAAGAUCCUGAAGCCUGGAAGCACAGCUCUGAAGACACCUACGGCUGUCGUAGUUCCAGUAGAAAAAACAAUAUCCAGUGAAAAAGCAUCAAGCACACCAUCAUCUGAGACUCAAGAGGAGUUUGUGGAUGACUUUCGAGUUGGGGAGCGAGUUUGGGUGAAUGGAAAUAAGCCUGGAUUUAUCCAGUUUCUUGGAGAAACCCAGUUUGCACCAGGCCAGUGGGCUGGAAUUGUUUUAGAUGAACCCAUAGGCAAGAAUGAUGGUUCAGUGGCCGGAGUUCGGUAUUUUCAGUGUGAACCUUUAAAGGGCAUAUUUACCCGACCUUCAAAGUUAACAAGGAAGGUGCAAGCAGAAGAUGAAUCUAAUGGCUUGCAGACAACUUCCGCUUCCCGAGCUACUUCACCUCUGUCCACUUCUGCAGCCAGCAUGGUGUCUUCCUUCCCGGCCACCCCAUCAAACAUCCCUCAAAAACCAUCACAGCCAGCAGCAAAGGAACCUUCAGCUACGCCUCCAAUUAGCAACCUUACAAAAACUGCCAGCGAAUCUAUCUCCAACCUUUCAGAGGCUGGCUCAAUUAAGAAAGGAGAAAGAGAGCUCAAAAUUGGAGACAGAGUAUUGGUUGGUGGCACUAAGGCUGGUGUAGUCCGGUUUCUUGGGGAGACCGACUUUGCCAAGGGGGAAUGGUGUGGUGUGGAGUUAGACGAGCCUCUUGGGAAGAACGAUGGUGCUGUUGCUGGAACGAGGUAUUUUCAGUGUCAACCCAAAUAUGGCUUGUUUGCUCCUGUCCACAAAGUUACCAAGAUUGGCUUCCCUUCCACUACACCAGCCAAAGCCAAGGCCAAUGCAGUGAGGCGAGUGAUGGGGACCACACCCGCCAGCCUGAAGCGAAGCCCUUCUGCCUCUUCCCUCAGCUCCAUGAGCUCAGUGGCCUCCUCUGUGAGCAGCAGGCCGAGUCGGACAGGACUAUUGACUGAAACCUCCUCCCGUUACGCCAGGAAGAUCUCCGGUACCACUGCCCUCCAGGAGGCCCUGAAGGAGAAGCAGCAGCACAUUGAGCAGCUGCUGGCGGAACGGGAUCUGGAGAGGGCGGAGGUGGCCAAGGCCACAAGCCACGUUGGGGAGAUAGAGCAGGAGCUAGCUCUGGCCCGGGAUGGACAUGACCAGCAUGUCCUGGAAUUGGAAGCCAAAAUGGACCAGCUGAGAACAAUGGUGGAAGCUGCUGACAGGGAGAAGGUGGAGCUUCUCAACCAGCUGGAAGAGGAGAAAAGGAAGGUUGAGGACCUUCAGUUCCGGGUUGAAGAAGAAUCAAUUACCAAAGGUGAUCUUGAGCAAAAGAGCCAGAUUUCUGAAGAUCCUGAGAAUACGCAGACCAAACUGGAGCAUGCCCGCAUUAAGGAGCUUGAACAGAGCCUGCUCUUUGAAAAGACCAAAGCUGACAAACUCCAGAGAGAGUUAGAAGACACUAGGGUGGCUACAGUUUCAGAAAAGUCACGUAUAAUGGAACUGGAGAAAGACCUAGCAUUGAGAGUACAGGAAGUAGCUGAGCUCCGAAGAAGGCUAGAGUCCAAUAAGCCUGCUGGGGAUGUUGAUAUGUCACUUUCCCUUUUACAAGAGAUAAGCUCUUUGCAAGAAAAGUUAGAAGUCUCUCGUACUGACCACCAGAGAGAAAUAACUUCACUGAAGGAACAUUUUGGAGCCCGGGAAGAAACUCAUCAGAAGGAGAUAAAGGCUCUGUAUACUGCCACGGAAAAGCUUUCCAAAGAGAACGAGUCAUUGAAAAGCAAGCUCGAGCAUGCCAACAAAGAGAACUCAGAUGUGAUAGCCCUGUGGAAGUCCAAACUGGAGACUGCCAUCGCGUCCCACCAGCAGGCAAUGGAAGAACUGAAGAUAUCCUUCAGCAAAGGGCUUGGAACAGAGACGGCAGAAUUUGCUGAGCUAAAAACACAAAUAGAGAAAAUGAGACUAGAUUACCAACACGAAAUAGAAAAUUUGCAAAAUCAACAGGAAUCUGAACGGUCUGCUCAUGCUAAGGAGAUGGAAGCCCUGAGGGCUAAACUGAUGAAAGUCAUUAAAGAAAAGGAGAACAGCCUGGAAGCCAUCAAGUCAAAACUGGACAAAGCGGAAGACCAGCAUCUCGUAGAAAUGGAAGAAACAUUAAACAAAUUACAGGAAGCUGAAAUAAAGGUAAAGGAGCUAGAGGUACUGCAAGCCAAAUGCAAUGAACAAACUAAGGUUAUUGAUAAUUUUACAUCACAGCUCAAGGCUACCGAAGAAAAGCUCUUGGAUCUUGAUGCACUUCGGAAAGCCAGUUCCGAAGGUAAAUCGGAAAUUGAGAAACUUAGACAGCAGCUUGAGGCAGCUGAGAAACAGAUUAAACAUUUAGAGAUGGAAAAGAAUGCUGAAAGUAGCAAGGCUAGUAGCAUUACCAAAGAGCUCCAGGGGAGAGAGCUAAAGCUUACUAACCUUCAGGAAAAUUUGAGUGAAGUCAGUCAAGUGAAAGAAACUUUGGAAAAAGAACUUCAGAUUUUGAAAGAAAAGUUUGCUGAAGCUUCGGAGGAGGCAGUCUCUGUUCAGAGAAGUAUGCAAGAAACUGUAAAUAAGUUACACCAAAAGGAGGAACAGUUUACCAAGCUGUCUUCUGACUUGGAGAAGCUGAGAGAAAACUUAGCAGAUAUGGAGGCAAAAUUUAAAGAGAAAGAUGAGCGAGAAGAGCAGCUGAUAAAGGCAAAGGAAAAACUGGAAAAUGACAUUGCAGAAAUAAUGAAGAUGUCAGGAGAUAACUCUUCUCAGCUGAUGAAAAUGAAUGAUGAAUUACGUCUGAAAGAAAGAUAUGUGGAAGAAUUACAGCUCAAACUUUCAAAAGCUAAUGAAAAUGCAAGUUUUCUGCAAAAAAGUAUUGAGGAUGUGACUCUCAAAGCUGAACAGAGCCAGCAAGAAGCAGCUAAAAAGCAUGAGGAAGAAAAGAAAGAAUUGGAGAAGAAAUUGUUUGACCUGGAAAAGAAGAUGGAAACGAGCCACAACCAGUGUCAGGAUCUGAAAGCCAGCUAUGAGAAAGCCACUUCUGAGACAAAAACCAAGCAUGAAGAAAUAUUACAGAACCUCCAGAAGACGCUGCUGAACACAGAGGACAAGCUGAAGGCCGCACAAGAGGAGAACAGUGGCUUGCUGCAGGAGCUGAAGGACCUGAGAAAGCAAGCUGAUAAAGCCAAAUCACUAACUUAUUUGUUAACAUCAGCCAAAAAAGAAAUUGAACUAAUGACAGAAGAGCUGAGGGAUCUGAAAUCAGAGAAGCAGCUUCUUUCGCAGGAGGGAAAUGAUUUAAAGUUAGAAAACGGUUCACUUUUAUCCAAGCUUAUAGAAGUGGAGGCCAAAAUAGCUUUACGUCAGGGAGACCAGCAGAAACUGUGGUCAGUGAAUGAAACUCUUAAUUUAGAAAAGGAGAAAUUCUUAGAAGAAAAGCAAGAUGCUGAAAAGCUUUAUGACCAAGAACAUCUCAGUAGAGAAGGUUUGGCUGUUGAGAAGGAGAAACUGCUGAAAGACAUCAACGUAGCACAGGAAGAACUCUUGAAGAUAAAUGUGGAAAAUGACUCUUUGCAAGUUUCUAAGGUGAGCAUGCAGGCCCUCAUCAAAGAACUCCAGCUGAGCAAAGAUACUUUGAUUGCUAAGACUGAGAAGGACCAGGAAGAAAAAGAUCACCUGGAGGACCAGAUCAAGAAACUUACUACCGAAAACUUCAUCUUGGCCAAAGAUAAGGAUGACAUCAUUCAGAAGCUUCAAAGCUCUUAUGAGGAGCUAGUCAAAGAUCAGAAAACUUUGAUACAGGAGAUUGAAGAUCUCACAGCUGAGAAAAAGUCAGCUUUAGAGAAACUGUCCAAUCUUGAUAACACGUGCAUAUCCUUAAAGGUAGAACGAGAUAAUGUUCUUCAAAACAGCAGAGAUCUGCAGUUAGAGAAGGACAUGCUGCUUCAAGAUCAGGAAAAGUUGAAUGCCAGCCUCCAGGCUGCCCUCCAGGUCAAAGAGCUGCUCCGCUCAGAGGCCAGUGGACUCCGUUUACAGCUGGAUGAUACCAGCAAGGCCUUGAGGAAGGCAGAGCUGGAGACCAUGCAACUCCAGGCCACAAACACAAGCCUUAUGAAGCUCUUGGAGGAAAUUAAGGCCAGCCAGGCAGUCACAGACUCCGAGUACAUCCAGCUUCUGCAUGAGAAAGAAACUUUGGCUGCCUCCGAGAGAAGGCUCUUGGCAGAGAAAGAGGAACUUUUAAGUGAAAAUAGAAUCAUCACUGAAAAACUCCACAAAUGUGCAGAAGAGGCUGUCCAUACUAAGAUGAUCCUGAAUGAGAAGAUCACUUACCUGACUUCUGAGGGGGAGGUGGCUUCUCAGAAAAUGACUAAACUUGAAAAGCAGCAGGAUAGUCUCUUGAAAGAAAAAUCCGCACUGGAAACACAAAAUGGACUUUUACUUACAGAGAGAGAGGAUUCCAUCAAAGCCAUAGGAGAUCUCAAAAGGCAAUAUGAUCAAGAGUCUGCAAACAGAAGGAUAAUGGUGCAUGAGAAAAUGAAACUCCUUGGUAAUAUUGAUGCUCUGAAGAAGGAGCUUCAAGAGAGAAAAAAGGAAAACCAAGAACUAGUGGCCCGCAAGUGCGACCUGUCUUUGAUGCUGAAAGAGGCUCAAAAUGCCAAAAAGAAUCUAGAAAAAGAACACACUCACAUAUUGCAAGCAAAGGAGAGUUUGGAUGCUGAACUUAACACGUGUUGUUCUGAGAAGAUUUUGCCGAGAGAUGGCUUGACCCUGCAAGAAGAGUGUCAGAAAUUAAGUGAGGAGAUCCAGGAAAUGCAGCAGUCCUUAAUCCUGGAACAGGAAGCCAGAGCAAAGGAGAACGAGUCAUCCUUGUAUGAAAACAAUAAACUUCAUGGGAGGAUGGUACUCCUGGAGCAGGAGGUGGGGGAGUUAAGAGUGUAUAUUGAGGAGCUGGAGUCCCAGAAGUUUGUGCUAUGCCAAGAGAAGACCAAAUUGGAGCAAGAAAUGGCAGUGAUCAUUGAGGAGAAGGAACUGUUGACUGCAGAAGCAGUUCAACUCGCUGCCCAUAUAGAGACUCUGAAAAGUGAUUUUGCUGCCAUGUCCAAAUCCAAGGCAGAAGUGCAGGAACUGCACAGUUGCCUCACCAAGAUUCUGGAUGACCUUCAGCUUAACCACGAGGUGACCCUGGCCGAAAAAGCCCAGGUGAUGCAAGACAACCAGAACCUCUUGGCUGAGAAAAACGAAAUGAUGCUGGAAAAGGAUGAGCUCCUGAAGGAGAAGGAAACCCUGGCAGAAAGCUAUUUCAUCCUUCAGAAAGAGAUCAGUCAGUUGGCCAAAACCAACAGCCAUAUUUCAGCCAAUCUCCUAGAAUCUCAAAAUGAAAACCAUACUUUGAGGAAAGACAAGUGCAAGCUUACCCUUAAAAUUAGAGAGCUCGAGACUCUUCAUUCACUUACGGCUGCUCAGACAGCGGAAGAUGCAAUGCAGAUAAUGGAACAGAUGACCAAAGAGAAGACCGAGACACUGGCCUCCUUGGAGGACACCAAGCAAACAAAUGCAAAACUACAGAAUGAAUUGGACACACUUAAAGAAAACAACUUGAAAAAUGUGGAAGAGCUGAACAAAUCAAAAGAACUCCUGACUGUAGAGAAUCAAAAAAUAGAAGAAUUCAGGAGAGAAAUAGAAACCCUAAAGCAGGCAGCAGCUCAGAAGUCCCAGCAGCUUUCAGCAUUGCAAGAAGAGAACGUUAAACUUGCUGAGGAGCUGGGGAGAAGCAGGGACGAAGUCACAAGUCAUCAAAAGCUGGAAGAAGAAAGAUCUGUGCUCAAUAAUCAGUUGUUAGAAAUGAAAAAAAGCUUGCCCAGUAACACUUUAAGGUAUUUGCUUCAUUACUGGAAUUUAUUUCUUAUGUAAGUAGUAAGGAAAGAAUCUGGAUAAAAUAUUCCCCUGGGGGAUGGGGAGAGAAAAAUUUCUGGUCCCUCCAUCCCUUCUUUCAUAUUAUGUUUAUUUUCCCUUCUUGAUUUUUUUGUAAUACCAAGUCAUUCCAGCUAAUGGCUUAAUACAAUUUGUGACUCAGACAUAAGUAAUGUUGGCAUUAACAGUGGUUUAAUUUAGCCCCUCCUGGUGGUUUGCACAGUGGAAUUGAGCCUUAGAGAUGGCUUAAGAAGCUAGCAAUGAUGAUGGGUCACAAAGAUGAGCUGCCAGAGGCAGCUGUCAUUUGGUGUAUAAAUCACAAGUCAGAUUUCUUUCUUAAUCAUGCACGUGUCAGUAACUUGUAUAGGAAGCAUUCUGGCAGCCAUCUCCUUAGAAAGCAGGGGGCUGAGAGGUUGUAUGUGUAUGUGAUGAUGAGCAGAGUCUGUUUGGUGGCCCCAGAAAAGGACACCUGUCCCUUUUUCCUUCUGCCAGCUGUACAUUUGUUUAUCUUUCCCCAGCACUAAGCAUCUGUGGGAUCUUGGCCAACUGGAGUCCUGAUUAUAGGAAAAUCUAAAUCUCUUGACAACCCCAAAUCCUGUUUUUUUUUUAGUAAAAACAUUUAAAAUUACAUUUUUCAAAUUUGAGUUGGAUUUAUAGCAAGUGAAGCUCUGAAAAUUAUUUUUAUAACAGAAUCAACUACCAAGUGCAUUUACUAGAAACAUAAGAGACCCGAGUUUUUUUUGCUUUUUUAUUUCAGAUGGGGUCUUGCUCUGUCACCCAGGCUGGAGUACAGUGGCACAAUCACAGCUCACUACAGCCUCAAGCUCCUGGGCUCAAGCGAUCCUCCCACUUCAUCUUCCCUAGUAGCUGGGACAGCAAGCAUGAGCUGCCAUGCCUAGCUAAUUUUUUAAAUAAGUUUUUGUAGAGACAGGGGUCUCACUGUGUCAACCAGGCUGGUCUCGAACUCCUGGCUCAAGUGAUCCUUCUGCUUUGGCCUGCCAGAGUACUGGGAUGACAGGCAUUACACCGUACCUGGCUGAAACCCAGGCUUUAUUGCCUCUUUGGAUGAUAUCAGAUGUUUUUACUUCCCAGGUGGCAAAAAGUGCCUGUACAUUCCUUUCAUGUAAGUUGCUGUUUUAACCUAAGCAAGAGCCUAUGUCCUAACAAGGUGUUACUAGCUUAGUAAUUUACCCGCACUGAUGCCUACUGUUUCCAGUGCGUGAGUAAUGCUGGGGUUUUUAAUUCAAGAAGUUUCUGUCUCAGAUUCUUUUCUUACUACUUCUCAUUCUGGAGUGUAAGUGUAAGCCACACAAUGAGAUAAAUACAACACUUAUAUUUUCAUCUUUGUGUAGAAUUUCAAUUUGCCAUAAAUCAUGAGAUUUCUGUAACUUGUGUGCCGGAUAUCUUGGGUCUCACUAACCAGACAUACAUUCUGCCGUUUCUAACCUGGGCCUCAGUUUCCUGUUCCUCCAGUUGGUUCCAAAACAGACAAGCAGUACAUCCUCUGCAUUUCCCAGUUACUUGGAAUAGAGCCAGGUGUGAUUUGGCUUCUUGUUAAGGUCACGAUGGCUCAUCAUUAGCACGAUGAUUGCCUGUGCUAAUGCAUUGUCUUAGGUUGUAUGGCCUGUGGCCUAACCUAGGAAAUUUUUCUCUAGUUUUGUUUUUCCUAAAGUAUUUUUGUCAUUUUCCUCCCAUGUUUCACACUGCAUGUCAUUUAAAAAACUUUUUAUUUAAAAAUAAUUUUAGAUUUCCAGAAGCGUUGCAAAAGUAGUGCAUCCAGUUCGCAUAGACCUUCCCCCAGCUGCCCCAAUUGAACAGCAUACACAGCCCUGGCACACUUAUCAAAACUAAGACAUUACCAUCAACACCAUACUCUCAGCUGAAACAAGAGACUUCAUUCAGAUCUCACCAGUUUUCUCACUAAUGUCCUUUUGUGUUCCAGCAUCCAAACUAGGAUCUGGCAGUUAGUUGUCGUACCUCCUUUGUCUCUUCUGUAUGUGACAGUUUCUCAGCCUUUUCUUGAAUAUAUGUAGUUUUUAUAAGAAAACUUUAAGUAUGGCCAGGUGCAGUAGCUCAUGCCUAUAAUCCCAGCACUUUGGGAGGCUAAGGUGGGAGGAUCACCUGAGGUCAGGAGCUCGAGACCAUCCUGGCUAAUGUAGUAAAACCAUCUCUACUAAAAUAUAAAAAUUAGCUGGGCGUGGUGGUGUGCACCUGUAAUCCCAGUACUUUGGGAGGCUGAGGCGGGCGGAUCACUUGAGGUCAGGAGUUUGAGACCAGCCUGGCCAACAUGGUGAAACCCCAUCUUUACUAAAAAUACAAAAAUUAGCCAGGCAUGGUGGUGCAUGCCUGUAAUCCCAGCUACUCGGGAGGCUGAGACAGGAGAAUCUCUUGAACCCCAGGAGGUGGAAGUUGCAGUGAGCUGAGAUUGCACCAAUGCACUGCAGCCUGAGCAACAAAGUGAGACUCUCAAAAAUAAAAACAAAAACCCCCAAAAACUUUAAGUAGGUACACAUAUGUAACACAUGCUAGCCUGCCCUUUGGGCUCUUUUCACUGUGUCCUGGUAUCCCUCCCUGUUCUUUCCUCAUCUUUCCCUUUCUCUUCCCACUCCCCUGACCCUCUCAUUAAAGGUCUCACCCCCUCCCUCUGCUGAUAAUCAAGUGCUGAGUCAGGCCAAGAACAUAAACCAGGAGCUCUGAAUUUCUCCUUCCAGGCUCCCAUGCUUUCAUUCUGCACCUGAGAAAACCAUUUUAACAUUUUCUGUUCUAGCCUUUAUGUAAUUACCAUUAAUUUCUAUGAGCUAAUUUAAUGUCCUCUUCAGAGUCUAUGGCUGGAAAGUAAUGAGUAAUAAUAAUAAUCUUUGCUACUGUUUUGGCCCAUAACAUCUUAAAUACCCAUUCUUGGAACUUGCUAAAAGUUACUGAAAUUAGUGAGAACCAAUUGAUAUGUCCAGCAUAAAGCUGCUCUGCAUGACAUCUGUAUAACUGCUUUGCAUGUGUGUAUCUUAAUUGUUGGUAUUGCUUGGUAAUCAUUUAUUCAAGAAUUAACAAAAUUCAACUCGGGUUUAGAUUUUGGUAGAACUUUGGGGAGGGUACAGCCGUUUUUUCUUUUUAAUUCUACCUCUUCCAAAUUUAUUAACUUGUUUCUUUAAGUUCAAAUGGAUAUAAUCAUAUGCAGAUUCUGGCAUGUCUAUGCAUAGGUACACUUUUUCUCCCCUCACAGUAAGUAAAAUUUUGUGAGCAUAAUGGCCUUAACUCCCUAUAAAACUUCCCUGUUACACUUUUUUUUUUACAUUAACUAACGU